This is a messenger RNA of Telopea speciosissima, 586 nucleotides long. Its product is annotated as probable DNA replication complex GINS protein PSF1. Lineage: Eukaryota; Viridiplantae; Streptophyta; Magnoliopsida; Proteales; Proteaceae. Gene Ontology annotation, cellular component: GINS complex. The record is from RefSeq and is a predicted model, not a curated record. The coding region runs from base 93 to 575 and encodes 160 amino acids. Gene Ontology annotation, biological process: DNA strand elongation involved in mitotic DNA replication; DNA replication. The transcript has 5 exons.
UUGUUUAUGUCUACUGGAAGAUUGCGCUGGUUAUUUGACUGUUGCCCGUGAAAGACUGAAUCCAAAGAUUAGGUUUAGCUUUUGAAGCAAAGAUGUAUGGGAGAAGGGCAUCUCAGCUAUUGAAGGAACUUUCUUGCAACGAAACAGCGCAAUUCACGGCUUUCAAUAUUGACAUGUGUGGUGAAGUACUAAAAGAAUGUAAUACACACCACCUUGAGCUUCAGUCAUUGAUGAGGUAUAACCGAGCUGAAGUUAUUCAGAGGUUGAGGUGGAAGGUGGGGCCGGUAUUCCCACAAGAAAUUCAAGGAAAGCUCAACCAGUCUGAGAGAGAGUAUUUCAAGAAUCUUUCUGCUGCUCUAGAAGCUUACAUGUCAGAACUAGAUCUGGAUUUGACUGUGGAUAUGGUGCCACCCAAGGAUCCCUACAUUUGGGUCAGGGUGCUUGAUGAUAUUGGUGAUGAUGUGGUACUUGAUGAUCAAUCACACAAUCUUGUUCGUCACUCAAUACAUUUGCUUAAGGGAACAGAAGCUGAGCAGUACAUCUCACAGGGCUUGAUGGAGGAGCUCUCGGGGUGAAAUAACAGUUC